AUGAGUGACGGCUCCUCCAUCAUAUCGUCUACCGCCGAGCAACCUCCGACUGUAAACCCGGGUGGUAGUGGGAGUGGGAAUGUGAUUACGAGUAAACCUUCAUUUCCUCCUACACCUUCACGGACAACAUCUCAACUAUCAAUAACGUCAAUCGGUGUUCAAGGUCAUCUCUCACCUCCUUCAAGUACGACAUAUAGUCGAAGAAGAAGAUCGCACUCUAAUCCUUCUCCUUCCGCUGAACCAAAUGCGAAAACCGAUCUCACUCCCAAUGAUAUUACACCUACAAAACGUCAUCAUAAUCCACGACCAAAAGGUUUAUUGAACGCUUCUUCUUCAAACAGCUCAUUGAGAUCUAAACCCUCCGUCUCAACUUGUACUUCCCCUUCAUACUCGUUCUCGAGAACGAAUUCUUCGUGUGAUGGUACCGAGACGAUUUCAGGGUCCAAUACACCUAAUACAGGCAGAGCUCCAAAUCCCUUUGACCUCUUAUCAAAGGGUAAUAAUAAUGGUAGUAAUGGGUCACGACAUGGCACAAGAAGUGGAAGUGGGAGUGGGAGUGGCAGUACAACACCGACGAGAAAAGGAAAAGAAAGACAGAAUCAUGAGAUGGAAAUAAACGUGAUAGAAGUAGAAGGUGAACUGUCUUUAUCUACUGAUGAUGUCAGAAAGGGACUCAGGGAUCUAGUGAGGAGGAAUACUGUAACUGCCGGUGAAGCAGGUGAAGAUGCGGAUGGUCAAGAUCAACUGACCAUCGAGGAUAUGAAAGACACAAAAGAUGAUCCACAUAUUCUCGAAUCCACUGAACAAAACAAAACGGAAAUAAAAGAAUAUACACCUAGGAGAUAUUACGUUUUAACCAAUGCUGGUAAACCAGUAUUCUCUUCCCAAGAUAAAUCGUCUGAAGAUAAUAUAACCAACUUGAUGGCCAUUGGGUCUACUUUAAUUUCAAUUUUCCAAGAAGACGAUGACAAGAUAAGAUGUAUCAUCAAAGGUAAAACUAGAAUUGGCUUUUUACUGAAAUCACCUUUGUACUUGUUCGGUGUGAGCGAUUGGGGAGAACCAGAACAUAUUUUACGAUCACACCUCGAAUAUAUCCAUCUUCAUAUCUUGUCUGUGGUGUCAUCAACUCAAUUAUCGAGGGUAUUUCAAAGACGAAGUAACUAUGACUUGUCAAGAUUACUGGAUGGCUCAGAGACUUUCCUGAACAGACUUAUCGAGAGAUCGCAAUACGAUUUCACAUAUCUUACAGCGACCCUGCAACCACUGAGAAUGAAUCCAGCUACAAGAGAUAUGGCAGGUGCUGCUUUGAUGCCUCCUAGCAAGUUCAACGACUUGCUGUAUGUACUGUUGAUUGCAGAUGGACAUAUUGUCACUUUAUUAAGACCUAGAAAACAUGCUGUUCAUCCUUCCGAUCUUCACCUACUGUUGAAUACACUCGCAUCAUCAUCGACCCUUCGUUCUUCCGAAACUUGGUUACCUAUUUGUUUCCCCAAGUUCAAUCCAGCAGGCUUCGUCCACGCUUACAUAAGUUAUGUCACUGAGAAUGUGGGGUUAGUGUUUGUCAGUGCAGACAGAGAAGCUUUUGAGGAUUUGAGAGGAUGGAAGAGUAUAGUUCUUGAUAAAUUGGAACAUGACAAGACUCUUACGAGGAUCACAGACGCGAUUCCACUACAUCCAUACACAGUCUCCGCCAUUGGUUGUCCCGGUCUUCGUCAUUUUAUCUAUAAAUCAAGACAGUACAUUCAAAUCACUCAACCGGAAUGGGAAGCUCCAUACAUUGAAGACAGCGUUGAUCGCAAGCGUCUUAUAACGCUAUACCAGAAAUUACAUGAUGCUAUUCACGCUCGUUCAGGACAAUCACAAUCUUUCAAAUUGGUCUACAUCCGCACUGAGCACGAAGCAUGCUUAGCAUGGUUGACCAAACCGUUCGAGUUGUAUUUGACAGUCUCGCCACAACUUUCGAAAUCUGCAGUUGUAGCCACCGCCAAUUCCGUAGCUAAAUGGGUUUUAGCCGAAGAAGGCAGAGUGUUCUUGAAAGAUGCGCCUGUAUUCUAG
Kwoniella shivajii is the source of this 2055-nucleotide messenger RNA. RefSeq lists its product as uncharacterized. Gene Ontology annotation, cellular component: Mon1-Ccz1 complex; fungal-type vacuole membrane. The transcript is spliced from 14 exons. The coding region runs from base 1 to 2055 and encodes 684 amino acids. Gene Ontology annotation, biological process: vesicle-mediated transport; protein targeting to vacuole. Lineage: Eukaryota; Fungi; Basidiomycota; Tremellomycetes; Tremellales; Cryptococcaceae. The record is from RefSeq and is a predicted model, not a curated record.